This is a messenger RNA of Lachancea dasiensis, 558 nucleotides long. NCBI's taxonomy places the organism in Eukaryota, Fungi, Ascomycota, Saccharomycetes, Saccharomycetales, Saccharomycetaceae. The record is from the annotation of a GenBank genome assembly.
AUGUUGAGACUAACAGGGGUGAGUACUAAGCAAUUUCUGAGCUCGAGAAGGUCUUUUGGUGCUGUGCUGUUACGGUCGCUAUCGACCCAUAGAGCUGCGGAACCGUUGGUAUUGAAAGAUAAGUCGAAACCAUUGCGUAUUGAACGGGAGUUGCCUGAUCCCACAAAAGACAAAUUCAAGAACAGACUUCAGCUUGGUAUUUUUGUCGUGGCGAUCGGGGUCUCGCUUGCUUGCAUAUUCAACUACGAGAAGACGCAGUCACCUAUCGUUUCGAACUCUUUGUACCAUAUGCGCAGAUCGCAGGCUAUUAGGGAGUUACUUGGUGACAGUAUCGACUUCGAUGGACUAGUACCUUGGGUAUAUGGUGAGUUGAAUCAAGUCGCAGGAAAGGUUGACAUAUCUUUCUACAUUCGUGGUUCAAAAAACGUCCAGGGAAUAGUAAAAUUGGUUGCAGAUAGAGAGAACAAACAUCAAGAGUUUUUGAUUCAUGACUGGAGUGUGUCGGUGGGCGGACAGAAGAUCGACAUACUGGCCGAGGAAGGUACCAGGACUUUGUAA